This is a messenger RNA of Pochonia chlamydosporia 170, 2982 nucleotides long. RefSeq names its product 60S ribosomal protein L19. NCBI's taxonomy places the organism in Eukaryota, Fungi, Ascomycota, Sordariomycetes, Hypocreales, Clavicipitaceae. The record is from RefSeq and is a predicted model, not a curated record. The transcript is spliced from 2 exons. Bases 1 to 2982 code for a protein of 993 amino acids.
AUGGCCACUCCUUCGGAACAGACUGAUGAUGGUGCCUUGAGCUACGAUCCCGCAGUUGUUUCGGGACCCUCCGAGAGACCGGCCGAUGGUGACACCAACGAGAGGUUGCCCACGAACGAAUCACCCGGCACUCCCAACCACGUCGCAGUUCCGUCACAAUUGUCCCGGCGCCAAAAUCUUCUACGUCAUUACCAUGGCGUGAAAAACGCUGUAUCUGGCCGGCUACUGCGUUUUGUAGAAUGGCUUGACUCGGUGCAGGGCCGCGGUGUGUUGAAAUGCACUUUUGCAUACACACUGGCAAGCCUGGCAACCUUUGUUGGCCCGCUAUCUGACUUUUUGGGAAGACCAGAUGGCAAACAUGUCGUUGCUACUAUCACCGUGUACUUUCACGCCGCGCGCUCCGCAGGCUCCAUGAUAGAGGCCAUCUUGAUCGCAAUUAUCGCCAUUGCGUAUGCCGAAAUGGUCUCCAUACUCUCCAUGGUGGCCUCUGUUGUGGUGGGAGCAAAGCUGAACCUGGUAACUCUUGCCCAUAUUAUGGUAGUAAUUGUCUUCAUAGGCGGAGGGUUUGGAUUCAUGGGCUGGGUGAAGCAACGAAUGAACAACCCCCUUGUCAAUGUUGGCAGCACAUUGGCGUCGAUAGCGAUUAUUUCCGUCGUCACCAAAGAGAAUGCUGUUGUGUACAACGUCUUUUCGAAUCAAAAGAUAGCACAGGUCCUCAAAAUGCUUGUCAUGGGCAUCACAAGUGCGGCAGCUGUCAACUUACUCAUCUGGCCCGUGUCAGCAAGAACACAGCUCCGGUCGUCCAUGAUGAAGGCGUCCACAGCCCUCGGCGAUAUACUGACUGCAGUAAGCUCCAGCUUCCUUCGGGGGGAUACGCGGCAUGACAGCCCAAACGACAUCUCCAGAGCUUCCUCCUCUUACAAACAGAUGCAUACGACCGUCCUCAAAGAUCUGAGAGAGGCGAAAUUUGAACAUUACUUUCUCGGCCGCGAGAAGGUGUAUGCUGUAGAGCGCUCUAUUGUCAAAGCAAUAGAGACGCUGGCGCAAUCCAUCGGCGGCUUGAGGAGUGCGACCAAAACACAGCAAACGCUGUUAAACAGCAGCGCGAUCGAUCCCUCGUGUGCGGCAUCAAAUCUUUUUGCAACAUUUACGGACAUGAUUCGCCCGUCAAUGCAGGAACUGACGGAUGUACUCACUCUUGUACUUCACGAGCCCGUGUUUGGCGGCCCGCCUGACUAUGAAAUUCGCAUCAACGAAAACUUGCGUCAGGCCCUGACAUUAUCGUUGGCAGCAUUCACUGCCUCGAGGGUGGAAGCCUUGCAGCACGUGUACGACUUGGCAUCGCGUCACGCCAACACCCAUGGAUUCGGGAGCAACCUUGCGCUGGAGGAAAUGGCGGCCGCCUGUGGUCACUUCAGCUUCAGUCUCCAAUCAUUUGGCGAAGAGAUGCAAAAGUAUCUGGAUAUGCUUGAAGACCUCAGAUAUGUUACUGACCAUUCUAAGAGGAGCUGGAGGUGGCUGUUGUGGUGGCGGACAGAAAUGCACCGUAGCUACAGCAUGUCUGCUCCCCCGUUCGAGCCAUCGGAAUCUGAAAGACUCAUAAAACCAAUCAAGAAAAGUUCAGUGCCUCAUGGGAUACCCGAGUCCAUGUUGGAGCGAAGAGACAUGUAUAGUUGGGAAGCUGCACCAGAUGAAAACAAGUGGCUUGCCAGAAUAUCACAAAUGGCACUCAGAACUGUGAGAAAGGUGGCGCGAGAUGACAUUUUGUUCGGAAUCAAGGUGGGAAUCGGAGCGUCACUGUGGGCAAUGUUUGCCUUCCUAGACGCAACUCGGCCGAUUUAUAAUCAUUAUCGUGGAGAAUGGGGCCUCUUGUCUUUCAUGAUUGUCUGCUCCAUGACGGUUGGGGCAUCUAACACGACUGGUUGGUCGAGAUUUGUUGGCACUUUUCUUGGUGCCGUCUUCUCCAUCGUCAAUUGGAAUUUAAGUCAAGGGAACGCCGUUGCCCUUGCUAUUCUAGGAUGGGCUGUCAGCUUCUUCAACUUUUACCUCAUCGUAGCCUGUGGCCGGGCACCACUAGGAAGAAUGACAAUUUUGGCUUACAAUGUCUCAACGCUGUACGCCUACAGUCUAAGCCAAAAGGUCGAUGAUAACGACGAUGAUGAGGGUGGUGUACAUCCUCUGAUCAUGGAAAUUGUGAAGCACCGAGCAAUUUCUGUGACAACUGGCAUUCUUUGGGGACUGAUUGUGUGCCGUGUGAUUUGGCCCAUAUCGGCCCGAAGAAAAUUCAAGGAAGGCAUCUCGGUUUUGUUGCUCCAAAUGGGACUAAUCUGGCGGCGAGGGCCGCUGGCUAUCCUGCUACGCACUGACUGCUCUCAGAGUUACCUCAAAUCCGGCGAGCAGGCCGCCCUACAAAGGUACGCUGAUCGGCUUGAAAGCCUUCGGCAAUCGGCUUCUUCCGAAUUCGAGCUGCGAGGGCCGUUCCCCUUCCAAGCAAACGGGCGUAUUAUGCAGUGCGCGAAUAAGAUUCUCGACAGCUUCUAUGCCAUGAGUCUGGUAACCCAACCGAGAGGGACGUUGACGCGUGGUGAAAAGGCUUUGCUCGAGGUCACUGCUGAAGAGCGAGCCGUUCUCUGCGACCGCAUAUGCCACAUCUUCCAAGUUCUGGCAAGCUCCAUGAUGCUAGAAUAUCCGUUGACAGACGCCAUACCAAGUAUCUUGACUACGCGUGACCGAUUGUUGAGCAAAAUAUUCCGAUUCAGGGAGGAAAACAAUGUAGCCACACAAAUUGGAGAGUCUAGUAGGAACGGCACGAACCUGGGUAGUCACGAGCAGUCAAAUGUGACUGCCGUCGAGAGCGAUUACGCUCUGCUCUACGCCUAUGUGCUUGUGACGGGACAGGUGGCCGACGAAUUGAGAGUCGCUGCAGUAGAGAUUGAGAGUUUAUUUGGGGUAUUGCCUGGUGACUCCGCAUUACUAGAAUAG